AAUGGGAACUAGAGUAGUUGCAGUCUAGCAGACUACAAUUUUUUUGACAGGUGUUUACAUCGAUCCUACGUAGAAACGUUAGUCUAACUGAGCUAGCCACAUGAAAUGACUCAUGAUUCAGGCCACCUUUAUCGAUGCUAAAUCGUAAAACUGACUCAUUGUAAAAGAUUACUUUUAUGAUUGUUGUAGAAAGUUUGGGAAGUGUAUUUUUUUUACCCCAGUUUUGAACAGCGCACUCGUCAGCAUGAGUGGAACAAUCGGUAUUACACAUCGUGCUUCAGAAAAUCACCAGAAAGAUGGGCUGAUUGACUUCCCAGUUUACAGGGAGUGGGUUCCUCUUUUUCAGUUAAUUGAGAAGAUACCCCCCAGGUUCCAUCAAGGUUUUGUGUCUAAAGACCUCAUUCUGACUUGUGUUACCGUCAGUUGUGAUUCCAUAGUGCUGGGCUCGAAUGCUGGGGUUCUGUUUUGGUUCAGUCGUAAUAAUCAUAAUGUAAAUAGAAAAAGUGUGGAUGACAAAUUCAUUCCUGUUACAGCCUUAGCCAUCACACUUUGCCAUUAUGGAGAAAUUUUGGCUGUUGGCAAUUUCGGAGGAACAGUUGCCAUAUUUUCUACAAGUGUUAUGCAAUCAGGCCCUAUCACAAUGUUCAAUGGUGAACACAAAUCCGCUAUUACUUCUCUUUGCUGGGAUGGAAGUGGAGCACACCUUUUGUCUGGGGAUGAACAAGGUGUGGUUUUCCUCAGCAAAUUCGAGCACAACAUCAUUCGUCCGGUCAAACAAGUUUUGCUCGAAAAAUCGUCCAUCGUUCAACUUCGAUUCCACCCGCUGGAAAACAAUAUCGUCUUGGUUUCCUCUCUGAAAAGGACUUUGGUUGCUGAGAUCAGUACUUCCGAGACGGAAAGGAACCAAGUGGGCCAACAAGAGCGUAAAAAUCCAGCACCGUUCGGAGCUGACUUUGGCUACGUUGGAAAGGAAACGGUUAUUUACAGCUCUCGCCCGGGAACUCGACUGUGGUUGUCUGACUGCCAGGGAUCUGUCCGUCAGACAUUGAUAUUCAAAGAGUCUCUCUCCAAACCGCGUUCGAAACUGAUUUUAUUGUCCAUUCACGAAGAAUAUCGCAACGGCGAGGACGUCCACUUCGGUCCGGUUCAUUGUCUCAGCAAUGGUUUUGUUUUAACACACAGUCCUUCGAGCCUUUUCAUUUUAGACACGGGUCAAAUGGGUGACGCCUCGGGGCAAGUGUCUAUCUUUUGUUCUAGUCGUUUCAACUCCAAAACUCUCCGACACGUCACCAUUUUCCACAACGAAAUCUUCCUGUUGCUGGAAAACCGCAUUUUGAUUCGCAUUUCUGACCGGCCCGACCAAUCCUUCACGGGUUCACCAUCGUCUGCCACCAUUGACCGGUCUCUACUCUCCGGCUGGAGAGACAAAUUGCCAUUAGCCAAGCCAACCUUCCAUUCUACCAUUUCCAAAUUGGCCAACAAAAUUUCUGACGUCGAAAUCAAGCAACUGCCCGUCACGUCGUUAAACACGGGCCCCUACAUCAUAGAGUCGCUGUCCAAUGCUUUUGCUCCACUCUUCUCUGAAAUGAAAUCUGUGCCAGUCAACAGAUGCGCACCCCCGAAACCCAUCCAGCCACAUUUCUAUCCCCGCACCCGGACGCCCAGUCCGACGUCAUCAGUAGAACAAUCCUCGCCAAUGACACCGAUGGAUGGGAUGACUCGUUCAGAAUCCAAUCAACUUGAAUCUCCACUUUCAAACGGUUCGUCUGGGCAAGCUUCACCGAUGGAAGGAUCGUUUUGUCCUGGCGAGGAAGAGUUGGUCUACGGCUCUUACAUCGGUCGCAAACGUAAACUGAAGCUCAAUCGAAAAUGUAACGUUCACGAUGAAUCGUUGAUGUCGCCGGAAUUAUCGGAAUCCACGAUCGAGAAUAGGAUCGAUCCUUUGCUGGAGAACGCCUCUUCUCCCCCGGUGGCAACGGACGAUUUUCUCGAAGAAUUAAAGAGGAAAGACCAACUUCUGGCCGAACUUUUGAAUUUAGAUCAAAUCAUCAACAGCCCAAGUGAACAAGUUCCAACCGAAGAAGAACAAAUUUUAGAGGCAGAAGUUGCGGCCAUUCUCUUAAAUUCAGAGACCAAGGACAUAUCCCCAGUUACGGAAGAUUUUUCAUCCGUUGUCGAAGAGGUUGAAAACGACCCGAAAGAAAAUAUCUACAGUAUCUACGCCAGUGAAGACUCGCAUGACAAAAGUCUCCCUUAUUCGAUUUCAACCCCAACCACCACAGAAUCGACUCCGAAUCACACGGCCGUCUCUAGUGGAGACUAUGAAAAUGUUUCAUCGGAUGAUCUGUCAACGGAAUGGCUUAUAUGUCCGUUGGAUGCCAAACGCAAGGUGACGAGUAUAUCAGCCAGUCGCCAUUACGUCGUCAUCGUCUACGGUCACAAAUCCGUUUAUUACCAAUCGACAGAGUCUUCUUUUCAAUCCAGGGAUUGGUUGCCUAUCGAAACACCCGCCAGUCAGAUUGCAGUUUCCAAUUCUGGUCAGCAACUCUGGCGACUAUAUAAAGGCACAGCUUACCAGGGAUUGAUCGUCAAUCCACACUGCCCCGUUGCUCAGCACUGGACUGUUUUGGACAGCUACAUUUCAUCCAUCGGAAUUGUCCAGCUGGAUACAACCGACGCCAUGGAUGAUUACAUUUGGAUGCUCCAUGCCAACGGAUCGCUUAGUUACCGAUCCGUCAAGUCUCCAAGGAAGAUGGUUCUUGUUGAGGUUCCAGGGACAGUUUCCAAGCUCCGUUGUCACAACGACCUUGUUUUGAUCCUUUUGAGCAACGGAGCUCUCUACAGCAGAUCAAGAGUGAACUACGAGUCACCUAUGGGAGUCGGUUGGCAACGUCAAGAUACUCCCGGAGAAAUCAUAACCAUGGCUAUAAGUCCUGAUCUUUAUCUGUGGGUAUUAAAUCAGUCGGAGCAAAUGUUCUACCGAACUGCCCACGACAAGCGGUGGUGGCAGGUGCCUUCAGUAUUACCAGUCGAAUUGCAGCUCAAGAGCGCUAAUUGGCUCAACGUUUCGUCCAUUUUUAAACGUCAAAGUUCUCGCUUCGAACUCGCCGUGACCGAUUCACGGAUUUGUUUGGCUCUUAUUGGAUCUUCCAUCUUGAUGACUGCUCAAAACUUGUCAGGAUAUGCGUGGGAUAAAAUUGCCUGGAGUGAUGGGCGCUAUUACAACACUAUUGAAUCGUGGCGUAUUUUAAGUACCAAUGGGUUUAACGAUGAAAAGAAAUCGGGCGUCGUUUGGCUAGUGGACGACAAGGAUCGUCUGUAUUGUUUUUACGGCGAGGAACAAUUAGAACAGGUGUCUCUGCCAACGGAUAGCCCCGUCCGGCACCUUUCAGUUGUAGGCAACCAACUUUGGCUAUUGACCGUUUGGGGCGAAAUCUUUGUCCGUGUGAGAAAUUCGAAUCCAGUUGGCAACGGCUGGAUUCAUUUAUCAACUGCUCAGUUCCAGUCCAACAACAAGCUGUGCCACGUAUCGCUAGGUCCCGAAUUGGCUUGGGCCUGUGAUGAACAUGGGCAAAUCUAUUUUCGAUCCGGUGACAACGGACCACCUACCUUUCUGGCUCCCGCCUGGAUCGCGGUAGAUGAACUGGACAUUAAAUUCAAAGAGAUCCACGUAGCUCCUAAUCUGGACGUCUGGGCAUUAGAUAAGAAUGGCCACGUUUACGUCAGAGAAGGUGUAACGCGAGAGCUACCGAUCGGCACUUCAUGGACAAUAGUCCAAGGAAUCCAAGCUACUCAACUCACCGUCAGUGAAAGUGCCGUUUGGGCGUUGACAAACAGUGGCUCCAUUUAUCGCCGAAGUGGCAUCACCCAACAGAAUUAUUGUGGAAAUAAUUGGGACCUGAUUCCCGGCUCAUUUAAAUUUAUUUCUGUUACCAUUGAUGACAAGUUGUGGGUGUUGGACUCUGUUGGUGCGCUUAAACAAUUAUUGACUUCGUCGCCGUUAAGAAGUGAGGAAGGGAAACGUGACGAAAUCCUACAUCUAGACGAAGAUUGGGUCUUACUUUAAUGCCUAAAAAAUUGCCGAGUGACCGUAGAUUGCAAGACAGAUGUAAAGUUAUAUUACAAUAAUUUAUGUCGACUUAUAUAAUAUCACUAAUUAUUUCGCCUUAUAGAAUUUUUAUCGAUAAAAUGACGAUUUUUCAUGUUUCAAUUAUCACAAUGAUUUGACGUAUUUUAAAAUAAAUUCUAGACGUGAUUUCCUACCAAAAAAUACAUUCAAACCAAAAUA
Molecule: messenger RNA, 4288 nt
Organism: Daphnia pulicaria
Lineage: Eukaryota; Metazoa; Arthropoda; Branchiopoda; Diplostraca; Daphniidae
Product: tectonin beta-propeller repeat-containing protein 2-like
Exons: 8
Coding region: 245-4066 (1273 amino acids)
Molecular function (GO): protein binding
Source: RefSeq, a predicted model, not a curated record